AUGCUCUCGCUGGCCAUGGCAUCCAAUGACCCUGCACAAAGAGUGUCGCAUGCUGGCGGAGCUUUUGAUGAGACAGAGGCCGCGCUGCUGGAAUUGGCAGCUGACAGCCGUCAAGACGAGCUGUCGCUCUCUAGCAAGGAGGAGCAGCUGUUGCGCCUCUACGACCACAUCGAGGAACUAGACUUGGAACGAGCCGUGCUAGAACAAGAUGUUGAACAGCCGAGCAACGUGGAUGUGGAGGGGCAGCUUCGCGUCGCAGAGCAAGAGCUGCUCGAAGCUCGCGCAACUUACACAGUGCGGAAAAAGGCAGCUGAAUCAGUUCUCAUGACGGAUCCGAUCCUCAAGACGGUGCACUUGAGAGGCGCGUCUCCCGCGGAAAGGUUUGUUGAGGUUAUUGGCGGUCUACGGUUUACGAUUCGUGCUGAUCUAGUGUUUGAUUUCAGGGCUCUUCUCCCCCUCGUGAAUCGUCGCGAUGUACUCUCGCUGGUGUACGAAAACUUGGCUAAUGCGCAGGCCAGUACGCUCGCGGCCCUUUCGAACGCAGAAGUCGACCACAUACGGACAACCAAGCGCAACCAGGAACUAGCAAGCCAGCUGCUAGAAUUAACGGCGCAGGAAUCUUCGUGGCGCGAUACUCUUGUUGACGAGGACUUGCAGUCUCAAAUCGCAGAGGCCGAACGACAGCACAAGGCAGCUCGAGGGAGAUGGGAUACGAUGAAGAACAUUGCCAGCGCAGUGGUCGCGGGCAGUGGAGUCGACUGGGCGCGCGACGACCAACUGCGUGCGCUGGUGCUGGACGAACUCGAUUGA
Molecule: messenger RNA, 810 nt
Organism: Talaromyces rugulosus
Lineage: Eukaryota; Fungi; Ascomycota; Eurotiomycetes; Eurotiales; Trichocomaceae
Exons: 2
Coding region: 1-810 (269 amino acids)
Biological process (GO): kinetochore assembly
Cellular component (GO): kinetochore
Source: RefSeq, a predicted model, not a curated record